Messenger RNA from Rosa rugosa (rugosa rose), 1166 nucleotides. Its product is annotated as peroxidase 44-like. The record is from RefSeq and is a predicted model, not a curated record. The coding region runs from base 105 to 1049 and encodes 314 amino acids. Gene Ontology annotation, biological process: response to oxidative stress; hydrogen peroxide catabolic process. NCBI's taxonomy places the organism in Eukaryota, Viridiplantae, Streptophyta, Magnoliopsida, Rosales, Rosaceae. Gene Ontology annotation, cellular component: plasmodesma; plant-type cell wall. The transcript is spliced from 2 exons. Gene Ontology annotation, molecular function: heme binding; peroxidase activity.
UAAAACUCAUAUCCAUCAAUAUUGCCAAAACCAUCGAGCUCCUCAACGUCAAUUACGUACCAUCCACAUAUUCCACUCUAGUAGAAGUUCAGAAGAAUAAGAGGAUGAUGAGGAUAGAGACCUCAAUCUUGGCCUUUUUCUUUCUUCUUCCUCUAGCAGUGGCUGACUUGCGGGUUGGUUUCUACAGUGCUACUUGCCCAAAAGCCGAACAAAUUGUACAACAAGUCGUCCAGAAAAAAUUCUCCAGUGAUCGAUCUAUAACUGCUGCUUUGCUUCGCAUGCACUUCCAUGACUGCUUUGUUAGAGGUUGUGAUGCUUCCAUCCUUAUUGACUCCACCAAGAAGAAGGCGUCUGAAAAAACCGCAGGACCAAACUUGACUGUAAGAGGGUUUGAGGUCAUCGACGAGGCCAAGAAAGCACUUGAGGCUGCAUGCCCGUCAACAGUCUCCUGUGCUGAUAUCAUAACCCUCGCGACUAGAGAUUCAGUGGUUCUAGCCGGUGGCCCGAGCUACAACUCACCCACCGGACGGCGUGACGGCCUAGUAUCGAAUCCCAAUGACGUCAACUUACCUGGUCCGUCCUUCUCCGUGUCUCAGGCAUUGCAGUCUUUCACGGCCAAAGGAAUGACUCUGAACGAUAUGGUGACUCUUUUGGGUGCACACACCGUUGGCGUUGCGCACUGUAGCUUUUUUGAAGAUAGGCUUUCCAACUUUCAGGGGACUGGGUCUCCCGAUCCUUCAAUGGACCCAGCUCUGGUUACCAAGCUGAAAAAGAUCUGUGGAGGACCUAAUGACCCUACUGCAUUUUUGGACCAAAAUACAUCAUUUGCCUUUGAUAAUCAAUUCUAUAACCAGGUUAAUUUGAAGAGAGGUGUGAUGCAGAUUGACCAGGAGCUAGGUGUGGACAAGUCAACGGCUGGUAUUGUUUCUGGGUUUGCUUCCAAUGGUGGCAGAUUCAGUCAGAGUUUUGCAACUGCUAUGUUGAAGAUGGGCAGCCUUCAGGAUGGAAAUGCUGGUGAAAUCAGGAAAAAUUGUAGAGCUUUUAAUUAAUUAAUAGAGCAUUGUAAUAAUUAAACUUCAUUGCUUCUUGUGAUGAUAACCUAGACAACUAGUUAUCAUAUCUUGCUAUUCAAAUAGUUGGAAUCUGGCAAUCACGUACGAGAUACU